Molecule: messenger RNA, 2538 nt
Organism: Odobenus rosmarus divergens (Pacific walrus)
Lineage: Eukaryota; Metazoa; Chordata; Mammalia; Carnivora; Odobenidae
Gene: SLC41A2
Product: solute carrier family 41, member 2
Exons: 11
Coding region: 262-1971 (569 amino acids)
Biological process (GO): monoatomic cation transport
Cellular component (GO): plasma membrane
Molecular function (GO): monoatomic cation transmembrane transporter activity
Source: RefSeq, a predicted model, not a curated record
AGUCUUUAGAGAGAAUUUGGUUGCUGGCCAGCCACUCAGGGGCCUACUCUGGGAUUGGGGGUCAGAGUAGCCUUUGAGAAGAGCAUAAGUAAUCCAAUCGCUCUGUGGAACUUUUAAACACCUAUUAUUAGUAGAAACAUUAUUUCCUACAAAAUGAAGUCAACAUCUUAAUUUAAACCAGCAUUUGUAUGGUUCUGAUUUUCCUACAAUGGUUCACGAAUCUUGAGAUCUAAGGAGUACAGGGUCUUUUGCGAUGACAAUAUGACUAAUAGCAAAGGAAGAUCUAUCACUAAUAACACAAGUAGUGGAGGAGGUUUAGUAGACUGGACUUUAAGCUUAAAUACAAUUCAGUCUGAUAAGUUUUUAAACUUGUUGUUGAGUAUGGUUCCAGUAAUUUAUCAGAAAAACCAGGAAGAUAGGCACAAGAAAGCUAACGGUAUUUGGCAAGAUGGGUUAUCAACAGCAGCACAGACUUUUAGCAAUCGAUCUGAGCAGCUCAUGGAGUUUCACAAUUUCUCAGAGCAGUCUUUUCAUGGCAAUAAUGGGCACACACCAGCAAGCUGUAGCCCCAAGUAUGAUGACUAUGCCAACUACAAUUACUGUGAUGGAAAGGGCACUGCAGAAGCUGCCGCCAUGUUACAGAAUGAAGAUGCAUCUAGUGAUGGGGAUGAAGACGCCAUUGUGGAAGCAAACCAGAAAUCGCCAAAGGAAUCCAGUGGUGUCAUGGCACUGCAAAUACUGGUGCCAUUUUUGCUAGCUGGUUUUGGAACAGUUUCAGCCGGCAUGGUUUUGGAUAUAGUCCAGCACUGGGAGGUGUUCAAAAAGGUAACAGAAGUCUUCAUUUUAGUUCCUGCACUUCUUGGUCUCAAAGGGAACUUGGAAAUGACAUUGGCAUCCAGAUUAUCCACUGCAGUAAAUAUUGGGAAGAUGGAUUCACCCAUUGAAAAGUGGAACCUCAUAAUUGGCAACUUGGCUUUAAAGCAGGUUCAAGCGACAGUGGUUGGUUUUCUAGCGGCUGUGGCAGCAAUUAUACUGGGCUGGAUUCCAGAGGGGAAAUACUAUCUUGACCAUUCCAUACUUUUGUGCUCCAGCAGUGUGGCAACGGCUUUCAUUGCAUCUCUUCUACAAGGAAUAAUAAUGGUUGGGGUUAUUGUUGGUUCAAAGAAGACUGGCAUAAAUCCUGAUAAUGUUGCUACCCCCAUUGCCGCUAGUUUCGGCGACCUCAUAACUCUUGCCAUAUUAGCCUGGAUAAGUCAGGGUUUGUACUCCUGUCUUGACAACUAUUACUACAUUUCUCCAUUAGUUGGUGUCUUUUUCUUGGCUCUAACUCCUAUCUGGAUUAUAAUAGCUGCCAAACAUCCAGCCACAAGGACAGUUCUCCACUCAGGCUGGGAGCCUGUCAUAACAGCUAUGAUUAUAAGUAGCAUUGGGGGCCUUAUUCUGGACACAACUGUAUCUGAUCCAAACUUGGUUGGCAUUGUUGUUUACACACCAGUUAUUAAUGGUAUUGGUGGUAAUUUGGUGGCCAUUCAGGCUAGUAGGAUUUCUACCUACCUUCAUUUACAUAGCAUUCCAGGAGAAUUGCCUGAUGAACCCAAAGGUUGUUACUACCCAUUUAGGACUUUUUUUGGUCCAGGAGUGAAUAAUAAGUCUGCUCAGGUUCUACUGCUUCUUGUGAUUCCUGGACAUUUAAUUUUCCUCUACACUAUUCAUUUGAUGAAAAGUGGUCACACUUCUUUAACUGUGAUCUUCAUAGUGGUAUAUUCCCUUGCUGCUGUGCUGCAGGUGUUUACCUUGCUGUGGAUUGCUGACUGGAUGGUCCAUCACUUCUGGAGGAAAGGGAAGGACCCGGAUAGCUUCUCCAUCCCCUAUCUGACGGCAUUGGGUGACCUGCUUGGGACAGCUCUGUUAGCCUUAAGUUUUCAUUUUCUUUGGCUUAUUGGAGAUCGAGAUGGGGACGUUGGAGAUUAAUAAAUCCUACAAACUGUUCUCAAGUCCCAAGGAGGAAAACACAAGACAACCACUUAUGACUCUUUUUCAAAAAUCUUAAAUCAGUAGUUUGACUUCUACCAGGGUAAUCUUCAGUUGGCCCUGAUUCAAUUAAAUGGCCUUAACAUUUUUUUAAGGAAUUUGUGUUAAAACCAGAAUGAACAGUAUUUGUGCUGCUUUUCAUAGAAUAAAUGGUAAUUUGACAUAGAUGUAGACACAAGCUCAAGCUCUGAAAUUAAUUAAAUAGGGAAGAAUAUAGGAUGUUUACAGUGAAUAAUUUAAAAACCACUGAUGUAGCAGAAAUGUACUUUAUUAUUGUUUAACUUAUAAUGCCAGGUUCAAGGAAACCAAGUUCUACUUUAGCCUGUCUUAUCUCACAGAUGGACUGUCCUGCAAAUCCUACUAUAAAAUGAAAGGGACCAAAACCAAGCCUUUAAUAGUUUUAACUAUGCCCACCUCUCUGCUAGCUGAGGAUAAAUGAUCAGCGACUAGCUCCCAACCUGACUUAAAUAUGUUCUGCUGAGCAUAAGAUAAACUUACCUUUCCCUG